Molecule: messenger RNA, 2457 nt
Organism: Arachis stenosperma
Lineage: Eukaryota; Viridiplantae; Streptophyta; Magnoliopsida; Fabales; Fabaceae
Product: putative pentatricopeptide repeat-containing protein At3g15130
Exons: 1
Coding region: 171-2219 (682 amino acids)
Biological process (GO): RNA modification
Molecular function (GO): protein binding; zinc ion binding; RNA binding
Source: RefSeq, a predicted model, not a curated record
AUCCAACAUUUUUGUAAUCACAAAGUUGCUCUGUGAUAGCGAAAGCUUCACGACGUGUGCGUGAAUCUUCUUCAAUUCCGAUAUUCUCGCGCAGUUUUUCACCGCGGGGACGAAGCGGUUCUCAAGUUCUCGCACGAGAAGUUGCGCGGUUCUCGUUCCCAUAUUCUAGCAUGUGUUACCGAUUCUCUGAGGUAUUGAAGAAGUGUUCAAGGUACCGUUUGAUUGAUCAGGGGAAGCAGCUACAUGGGAUUAUGGAGAAGCUAGGGUUAGGGUUUGAUUUGGUCCUGAACAAUAAUCUCAUUGAUAUGUACGCAAAAUGUGGCACUAUGAAAUUGGCAUGUUUGGUGUUUGAUAAAAUGCCACAAAGAAAUGUGGUGUCUUGGACGGCUCUGAUGUGUGGUUAUUUGCAAAAUGGUGAUCCAAAUGCCUCUUUAGUGUUGUUCUCUAAAAUAGGGCUAUCUAAUAUUAAGCCUAAUGAGUUCACACUUUCUACUGCUCUAAAAGCUUCAACGGUUUUGGGUGUACCUCAGAAUGGAAUGCAGAUUCAUGGGGUUUGUGCAAAAUCCAAUCUUGAUGUUGCGCCUGUCGUGGGAAAUUCGAUUAUUGACAUGUAUUCCAAGUGCGGACGGGUUGGCGACGCGGCUAAGAUGUUCGAUGCUAUGCCAGUGAGGAACCUUGUGAGUUGGAAUGCAAUGAUUGCCGGAUACACCCAUGAGAGAAAUGGUGAAGAGGCUUUGAAUCUGUUUAGGGAGAUGCAAGAAAAGGGAGAAGUUCCUGAUGAAUAUACAUAUUCAAGUACUUUAAAGGCAUGUAGUUGUGUUGGCAUGAUCGCUGAAGGAUCGCAAAUACAUGCUGCCUUAAUCAGACAAGGAUCUUCAUACUUGGCUCAAUCAACUGUCGCAGGUGCUCUGGUUGAUUUUUAUGUCAAAUGCAGACACAUAGCCGAAGCUAGGAAGGUGUUCGAUCAAAUUGAACAUAAGAAUGUGGUAUCUUGGAGCACACUUAUUCUUGGCUAUGCUCAAGAAGACAAUUUGCAAGAGUCCAUAAACUUGUUUCAUCAGUUGAGAGAGAGCAGACAUAAGGUGGAUGGGUUUGUGCUCUCAAGUCUCAUAGGUGUGUUUGCUGAUUUCGCCCUUGUGUUGCAGGGGAAGCAAAUGCACGCUUACGCCAUCAAAGUCCCAUUCGGAUUAGAAGCAUCAGUGGCAAAUUCAGUUUUAGAUAUGUACCUGAAAUGCGGAUUAACAGACGAGGCAGAUGCACUUUUCAGAGAGAUGCCAACAAGGAAUGUUGUUUCGUGGACGGUUAUGAUUACUGGUUAUGGUAAACAUGGUAUAGGUUACAAGGCAGUUAAACUUUUCGCCAAAAUGCAAGUUCAUGGAAUCGAACCUGACAGUGUGACAUACUUAGCUGUGCUCUCAGCUUGCAGCCAUACAGGACUCAUCAAAGAAGGACAACAAUACUUCUCCAGUUUCCUUAGCAAUCCCCAUUUCAAACCACAAGUAGAGCAUUAUGCUUGCAUGGUUGAUCUCCUUGGACGUGCCGGGCGCUUAAACGACGCGAAGGAGCUCAUUGAGACGAUGCCCUUGAAGCCAAAUACCGGUAUAUGGCAGACACUACUUAGUGCUUGUAGAAUGCAUGGGGAGAUGGAGAUGGGUGAAAAAGUGGGAGAGAUAUUAUUGAGAAUGGAUGGUAAUAAUCCAGUGAACUAUGUCAUGUUGUCAAACAUGUAUGCUGAUGCAGGAUAUUGGAAUGAAAGCGAGAAGAUAAGAGAGAAAGUGAAGAGGAAGGGAUUGAAGAAAGAGGCUGGGCGAAGUUGGGUAGAAAUAAACAAGGAAAUCCACAUUUUCUUCAAUGGAGAUAGCACACAUACACUCAUAGAGAAGAUUCAUCAAGUGUUGAGAGAAAUGGAGAAGAGGAUGAAGGAGGAAAUAGGGUAUGUUCAUAACAUGAAUUUUGCGUUGCAUGAUGUUGAAGAGGAAUCAAAGGUGGAGAGUUUGAGGUACCAUAGUGAGAAAUUGGCUAUUGGAUUGGUUUUGGUCAGUGGUGGGGUAAAAGGAGAGAGGAUGGUUAGGAUUUUCAAGAAUUUGAGGGUUUGUGGUGACUGCCAUACCUUCAUCAAGGGUCUCUCUAAGGUUUUGAAGAUUGUAUUUGUGGUGAGAGAUGCAAAUAGGUUCCACAGAUUUGAGAACGGUCAAUGUUCUUGUGGAGAUUAUUGGUAAUACAAAAUCAUAAUUAACACCACGCCUUCAUGAAUGUCGUUUCCUCUGACUUCUUGAAGAGAAUUGUUGAAGAUAAAUUUCUUAAUCAUACUUCUAAUUUCUGAACUAGGAUCAAAUUCAUGCAAAAUAGGUUCCUACAAAUUGGCCUUUUUUUUUAUACUUACAAAACCAGAGAAGUGUUGCUGCACUUUUUACAGAGGAUAAAAACCCAAGUUAUUUUUGUCAGUGCUAGAAUAUU